This is a messenger RNA of Dipodomys ordii (Ord's kangaroo rat), 1461 nucleotides long. RefSeq names its product histamine receptor H1 (gene Hrh1). Gene Ontology annotation, molecular function: neurotransmitter receptor activity; G protein-coupled serotonin receptor activity; histamine receptor activity. The record is from RefSeq and is a predicted model, not a curated record. The transcript has a single exon. Bases 1 to 1461 code for a protein of 486 amino acids. Gene Ontology annotation, cellular component: dendrite; membrane. Gene Ontology annotation, biological process: positive regulation of vasoconstriction; G protein-coupled receptor signaling pathway, coupled to cyclic nucleotide second messenger; chemical synaptic transmission. NCBI's taxonomy places the organism in Eukaryota, Metazoa, Chordata, Mammalia, Rodentia, Heteromyidae.
AUGACCCCUGACAACACCUCCCAUGUCCUAGAAGACAAGAUGUGCGAGGGGAACAGGACCGCUAUGGCCAGCCCCCAGUGGAUGCCCCUGGUGGUGGUCCUGAGCAGCAUCUCCCUGGUCACUGUGGGCCUCAACCUGCUGGUGCUGUACGCCGUCCGGCGCGAGCGGAAGCUGCACACCGUGGGGAACCUGUACAUCAUCAGCCUCUCGGUGGCAGACCUGAUCGUGGGCGCCAUCGUCAUGCCCGUGAACAUCCUCUACCUCCUCAUGCCCAGGUGGUCCCUGGGCCGCCCCCUCUGCCUGUUUUGGCUCUCCAUGGACUACGUGGCCAGCACAGCAUCCAUUUUCAGUGUCUUCAUCUUGUGCAUCGACCGCUACCGCUCAGUCCAGCAGCCACUCAGGUACCUGAGAUACCGUACCAAGACCCGAGCACUGGCCACCAUCUUGGGGGCCUGGUUUCUCUCCUUCCUCUGGGUUAUUCCCAUCCUGGGCUGGCAUCAUUUCAUGGCCCAGAUCCCAGAGCGCCACAAAAACAAGUGCGAGACAGACUUCUAUGAUGUCACUUGGUUCAAGAUCAUGACCGCCAUCAUCAACUUCUACCUGCCCACCUUGCUCAUGCUCUGGUUCUACUCCAAGAUCUACAAGGCCGUCCGACAACACUGCCAGCACCGUGAGCUCAUCAACGGAUCCCUUCCAUCUUUUGUGCAAAUUAAGCUGAAGUCAGAGGAUGCCGGGGUCAGCUCCAAGAAACCUGGGAAGGAGUCUCCCUGGGGGAUUCUGAAAAGGCCGUCCCAAGAUACCACCUGUGGAACUGUCUUGAAGUCCCCAGACUCCAAGGAGUUGAACUCCCCCAUUAGCUUGAGCCAGGAGGAGGAGGGAGAAGCUGCCGAAGUCCACUGCUUCCCGCUGGACACCGAGCACAUGCAAGCCGUGGCCGAGGGAGGCGGCAGGGCCUGUGAUACCAGUGACCAGAGCCAGAACCAGCUUAAGACAGAGGCACAGAGUCUGCACAUGGGCAAAGUCAGCGCCCUGUCAGAAGACUGUACAUUGGCUGACAGACAGUCCUUCUCUCGGACCACAGACUCAGAUACCAGCACGGAGCUAGCGUCUGGCAGAAGCAAAUCGAGGAGUGGGUCCAGCACCGGCCUGGAUUACAUCAAGUUCACUUGGAAGAGGCUGCGCUCCCAUUCCAGACAGUAUAUGUCUGGGUUGCACUUGAACCGGGAGCGAAAGGCGGCCAAACAAUUGGGCUUUAUCAUGGCGGCCUUCAUUCUCUGCUGGAUUCCCUACUUCAUCUUCUUCAUGGUCAUCGCCUUCUGCAAGAGCUGCUGCAACGAGCACGUGCACAUGUUCACCAUCUGGCUGGGCUACAUCAACUCCACCCUGAACCCCCUCAUCUACCCCCUGUGCAAUGAGAACUUCAAGAAGGCAUUUAAGAAAAUUCUGCACAUUCGCUCCUAA